AUGUUGCAAUCCUUGGCAACCUUUGGUGCCGGCGUAUUCACGGGGCAGGGCCUGCAGACCUGCCACGCAUCGCUUCCCCAGUGCAGCCUCGGCGAACAGGACCGGGCCCGGCUGUUGCUGCGCUGCCACGGUGCCCAAAUCCCUUCGUUGCCGGCACCUGGCGUCCUCUCGCGGCAGCGGCCGCAGCUCAGCAUCCGUCUUGGUGCCACGGAGAGGCAGACCGGGCCGGGAGAUUUUAUGGAGAGCGACACGUUGUCCGGGGUGCCGGAGUGUAAUUGGCGCUUCGGGGAUGUGAUGACGUUUCUCGUCACCGUCGACGACGUGCUCAGGGAGGGCGGCUUGCGCUUUAGCCUGCUGUCGAAAACGGACUUCCGAUUCGGACCUCUGCAAAUGGAGUUGGCGCAGACCGUGGAGUUGGGCGCGGGAGCCCUGGACUUGAGGGAUGCUUUGCUGACAUGUGCACCCGUACAGUCGCGGUCGCCGUUUGCCGAGCCCUCGACGGCUCGCUGCUGGGAUUCGCCCGUGCUGCGAAUUGAUUUCAUUCAGAUGCAGUCUGCCUGUCCCCUGGACAUUGCCGCCACAGCAUUCGUGUCCGUUACCUACUUCGGGGAUCCGUCGUCGCUUCUUCAGAAAGCCGAGAAGGCCGACAAGCCACUACUGAAAAGGAUAGCAGGCCCUUGCCUUGAUCCCUGUCACUGGGCAGAUCCCGAUGCUCAAGGGAGUGUGAUUCCAAGCUUUGCUGAGCCAGAUUCAGAACAGCCACCUGAUUCGGAGUACACCACCUGCGAAGUGCCCUCCUUCCUUUACAACAGCUGGUUACCGGAAGCAGGGUCUUUCCCAAGAGUGGCAUCUCCAGCUGGGCGUGCAAAACACUUUGUUUGGCCAGGAGCGCACAGCCGCGAUGCCGAGAUGCUGCGCACCACUGGGUUGAAGGGCUUCGCCGCUGGGAAGCAAGGCAUUCAGAAGUCCCAAGAUGGCCUCAGCCCUUCGACUUCGUUGCCUCAACCUCUCGUCGUCAAGCUCCGGCUGCAGCAGCCCGUGCCUUCCACGAAGCUUGAAUCGGAUGGUGUGCCGACGUGA
Molecule: messenger RNA, 1080 nt
Organism: Symbiodinium sp. CCMP2456
Lineage: Eukaryota; Dinophyceae; Suessiales; Symbiodiniaceae
Source: the annotation of a GenBank genome assembly